This is a messenger RNA of Etheostoma spectabile (orangethroat darter), 1086 nucleotides long. Its product is annotated as tumor susceptibility gene 101 protein. Gene Ontology annotation, cellular component: ESCRT I complex. Gene Ontology annotation, biological process: protein modification process; protein transport; endosome to lysosome transport. The record is from RefSeq and is a predicted model, not a curated record. Gene Ontology annotation, molecular function: ubiquitin binding. The transcript has 6 exons. Bases 102 to 680 code for a protein of 192 amino acids. Lineage: Eukaryota; Metazoa; Chordata; Actinopteri; Perciformes; Percidae.
CCAUAAACCCAAGACGGACAGAAAGCCGAGGGUUGGUGAGUGCAGGAGAUCCAAAAGGUUCACAGGAAAAGUGAUAUUUACCUUUUGGAUAAACCGUUAUAAUGCCACACUAUGAGGAUAUGAUUAAGAAAAUGCUGCCCAAGACAUAUCAUCGUAAACAUGUGGCCCAUGAAAUAUGUAUUGCAUUACGUCACUUCAAAAACCUUGUGCCCAUGAUGGAUAGAUACGUUUACAAUGAUGGAACAACAAAAAACUUGAUGAGUCUAACCGGAACCAUUCCUGUCAUGUUUACAGAAAAGACCUUCAACAUCCCGAUAUGCGUGUGGAUUGAGGAAAGCUACCCCCUAACUGCUCCCAUCUGCUAUGUCAGACCCACACGUGAGAUGAUGGUUCUCAGUGGGAAGUACAUCUCCGGCAAUGGUGAAGUCACACUACCUUACCUGGAGGAGUGGAAGAAUAAGGAAUGUGACCUGAUGAGCCUGCUGCAGGUGAUGGUUGUCAUGUUUGGAGAGUUCCCUCCUGUGUGCAUCCAGCCUCAUCUGGAGCCCGAACAAGCCCCUUGUUGGCUACAGUACCACAGACAACCAGAGGUGCUUUCAAAGGCAGAUGGAAGUUUGUAUCUGCAUUUAGCCAGAGAAGAGGAUCCACCUUUCCAGGAAGAAAAUGAAACCAACUGUUAGUUGUUUUUUUUGUGGGAUUUGACAAUAACGUUUGACUGUUUGUGUGUUGAUGAAUUUUUUAUUCCUGUAUACAAUGUCAGAUGGUAUCCAUUGAUUAUGUUAUUGUUAAUUAAUGAAUUACAAUUCCAGAAAAAUGGCAAGAUUCUUUAUGUUUUUUAUAAGAAUGUAACAAACUAAUUUAGUAUUUGAAUGCCAGUGUGUGUGUUAAACAACACAAAAUUGCUUUACAAGCAGCUCAUAAAACUUUACCUUAACUCCACCCAAAGGCAUUUUUUGUUCUUAUCUACAAACAUUUUGGACUUUUGACCGGUGAAGAGAAAGGUUAAUCAUUUGAAGAACACACACAGUCCAAUGCAGUCCAGGUGCAGUCCAAUAAAGCACGAAACAUUAUAGAAGAGUGUGGUGU